Molecule: messenger RNA, 1317 nt
Organism: Colletotrichum graminicola M1.001
Lineage: Eukaryota; Fungi; Ascomycota; Sordariomycetes; Glomerellales; Glomerellaceae
Product: oxidase
Exons: 3
Coding region: 1-1317 (438 amino acids)
Molecular function (GO): peroxidase activity
Source: RefSeq, a predicted model, not a curated record
AUGAAGUCACAUUACCUUCUUUCACUUCUGCCCUACCUUGGCAGCGGAGUGGUCGCAUUCCCCGCCUACCUUAAUGAGGCUCUCAAAAACGGUGCUGACUCGGAGCUCUCAGAGCAGCUGGCCGGCGUCUUCCAUGAGACCCACGAGAAGAGGCUCCUCUUCGACCCGAUGACCACCCCGAUCGAUGUGGCCGGCGAGCACAGGUUCAUUCCGCCAAAUUUUGAAAAGGGCGACCAGCGUGGCCCCUGCCCGGGUCUGAAUGCCCUCGCGAACCAUGGCUACAUCAGCCGGGACGGAGUGACCGGCAUCGCAGAGGUCACGGGAGCCAUCAACCGGGUCUUCGGGAUGGGCAUCGACAUUGCGGCGAUUUUGGGUAUCUUGGGCACCGUCUUUGUGGGAAACCCUCUGUCGGUCAACCCCGGCUUCUCCAUCGGCGACGUCUCCCGUUCGUCGAACAACAUCCUCGACAACGUCUUUGGGCUUCUCGGCGCGCCCCGGGGCCUCAAUGGCUCUCACAACAUCAUCGAGGGCGACGCAUCCCUCACGCGGGCCGACCUGUACAUGACGGGAGACGCCUCGACAAUGGUCAUGGAUCAGUUUCAGGCGCUUUACGACAUGUCGCCCGGCGAAGGUGACUACAACAUGGACCUCUUCGGCGAGCGGUCUUCCAUCCGCUUCAGAGAAUCCAUUGAAACCAACCCCAACUUCUACUACGGCCCUUUCACCGGCAUGAUCGCUCGCAACGCAGCCUACUUUUUCGCCUGCCGCAUGUUUUCAAACUACUCUUCCGAGAACCCUGACGGUGUCCUCAAUAAGGAAACCCUCAAGAGUUUCUUCGCCGUGCAGGGCGAAGAGGGGAAUCUCACGUACAACCGCGGCUGGGAAAGGAUCCCGGAGAACUGGUAUCGUAUGCCAGUCGACUACACCUUGGUCCAUUUGAACUUGGACCUCGUUGCUUUGAUUUUGAAGCACCCCGAGUUGGGGAGCAUCGGAGGCAAUAUGGGGGAGAUCAACAGCUUCGCUGGAGUCAACCUUGGCGACCUCACGGGUGGCGUCCUGAGCCUCUCCAAGCUCCUGGAAGGCAACAACCUGCUGUGCUUCGUCUUCGAAAUUCUCAAGACAGUCUCGCCAAACUCCCUGUCUACCAUUUUUACAAUCAUCGAAAAGCCUCUCAGCAUGGUCACCGACGCUCUUGGAACGGCCUUGCUGAACCUUUCUUGCCCCGCUUUCAAAGACAUGCAGGUGGGAGGCCACAGUCUUGACGAAGGUCUCAAGGCUCAGUACCCUGGUGCUCGCAUGUCUGACAAUGUUCUUUGA